AACAUAACCCUGAAUUGUCAUCUGUUUGGCAUCCGACACAUCUGUGGCAUUGGGGAGACUUGUGAGAUGCCUAGCUAGUCUCUUAUCUGACACCGACAUGGGCAAUUUCAGUCAAAAUUUUCUUCCUCUUCUUGGUAGCUUCGUAUCCUGACAGAUCCUGCUUCUAUAUAUAAUCUACAUGUCCAUAACCACAAAUAUAAACACAGACCAUCUCCACCCCAGUUUUUCUAAAACUCUAUACUUCUUCAUCUUGAUUUCUACCCCCAAACAUGUGCAGUCAAAACCGAGAUUUCCAUGUAUUCUUGUUCCCCUUCAUGGCUCAUGGCCAUAUGAUUCCAGUCUCAGACAUGGCCAAGCUAUUUGCAGCACAAGGAGUGAAGACAACCAUAAUCACAACCCCUCUAAACGCCCCAACAUUCUCUAAAGCCACCCGAUCAAGCAAAACCAACUCCGGCGGCAUCGAAAUCGAAAUCAAAACCAUCAAGUUCCCUUCUCAAGAGGCUGGGCUGCCAGAAGGGUGUGAGAAUCUGGACUCACUCCCCCCCACACCAGUAUUAGCAGAUAGUUUCUUCAAAGCAGCGGGCUUGCUCCAGGAACCGCUCGAACGGCUUCUACUUGAAGACCAACCGACUUGCCUUGUGGCUGACAUGUUUUUUCCUUGGGCAACUGAUGCCGCUGCAAAAUUUGGCAUACCGAGACUAGUUUUUCAUGGGACUAGUUUCUUUGCUUUGGCUGCAUCAGAUUGUGUGAGGCGAUAUGAGCCUUUCAAGAACAUUUCAUCUGAUUCAGAACCCUUUGUGAUUCCUGAUCUUCCAGGGGAGAUCAAGAUGACAAGAGCCCAGGUGCCUGGUUUUAUUAAGGACAAUAUUGAAAAUGACUUGACCCGGUUGCUGAAACAGUCCAAGGAAGCUGAGGUGAGGAGCUAUGGGAUUGUUGUCAACAGUUUCUAUGAGCUUGAACCAGUUUAUGCCGAUUAUUACAGGAAGGUGUUGGGGAAGAAGGCAUGGCAUAUUGGUCCUCUUUCUCUGUGCAACAGGGAAAAUGAAGAAAAAGCAUACAGGGGAAAGGAAGCAUCCAUUGAUGAGCAUGAAUGUUUGAAGUGGCUUGAUUCAAAGAAACCCAAUUCAGUUGUUUAUGUUUGCUUUGGGAGUGUGGCUAAGUUCAACAAUUCUCAGCUGAAGGAGAUUGCAAUUGGGCUUGAAGCCUCUGGGGUGGAUUUCAUUUGGGUUGUGAGGAAAGGCAAAGAUGAUGAUGACGUGGGCAAAGAGGAUUGGUUGCCUGAAGGGUUUGAAGAGAUGAUGGAAGGAAAAGGGCUAAUCAUAAGAGGGUGGGCUCCACAAGUCCUGAUUCUUGAUCAUGGGGCUGUUGGUGGUUUUGUGACUCAUUGUGGGUGGAAUUCAACAUUGGAAGGAAUUGCUGCUGGGUUGCCUAUGGUGACAUGGCCGGUGUCUGCAGAGCAAUUUUACAAUGAGAAGUUGGUGACCCAAGUGCUGAAAAUUGGAGUUGGUGUUGGUACUCAGAAAUGGAUUAGAGUUGUGGGGGAUAGCGUGAAGAACGAAGCUAUUGAGAAAGCUGUGACUCAGAUUAUGGUGGGAGAAGAAGCAGAGAAAAUGAGAAGCAGAGCCAAGGGACUAGCAGAGCAAGCAAGGAGGGCUAUUGAAACAGGAGGAUCAUCCCAUUCUGAUUUGAAUGCUCUCAUUGAAGAGCUGAUGAGUUCCCAUAGUUAAAUUUGGACCCCACAUUGAAUAAUGAGACCUCAGUUGAUGAAAAUUGUAGAUUAACAAUCCUAGCAAGAACAUUUACUCAUAGAACAAUGAUGCAUUUUGAGGAGAUCGGUUUAUUUUAUUUGAUUUUCAUAGUUGACUUGUUUUGUAUGCUUUGCCUUGGUGGCGGCCUUGAAACGUGGAGCAUGAUUCAAUCAACACAAAAUCCCAACGUCA
Molecule: messenger RNA, 1940 nt
Organism: Prunus dulcis (almond)
Lineage: Eukaryota; Viridiplantae; Streptophyta; Magnoliopsida; Rosales; Rosaceae
Product: scopoletin glucosyltransferase-like
Exons: 1
Coding region: 270-1727 (485 amino acids)
Molecular function (GO): UDP-glycosyltransferase activity
Source: RefSeq, a predicted model, not a curated record